AUCAGAUUGUCACUUAUUUUUGGAGGCUGCAUGUGUCUGGGUUUUCUGGUUUUACUGUAGGCUAGCAUAUGUUCAUUCAUGAUUAGUGUUGAUUCAAAUGUGCUGUGACUUAAAAAGAAUCCACAUGAUGAGUGCAUACUAUAAAGGAUCCAAAGUAAAUAUGUUUUGAUCACAUUGAGGAACUUUACUGAAGCUGUGUUUGGAGAUUCUUGUUCAGGAGAGCAUGCCCUAUAGAUCAAUUUAGAUGUGACAACUCGGGUAAUCAUAAUGAUAUGGUGAUAACAACAUGACACCCCUAUUGAUAACAAUGGUACAGUCCACAUCAUUCUCACAGACUAAUUAUCCAGAUGUUCCAACUUCACAUUUGAGGUGUGUUUUGAAAUCUGAGUCAUAAUGACAGAAACAUGUGUUAAUUAGAAGAAUAAAAGAGAUAUGUUGUGGAAUAAUAUGACAUGUUCAAGAUAUCUACCUGAAGACACAGAAUGUUUAGAUGUGGAGAUUUAUAAUAAUUGGAUUUAACAUGAUAUUUGUGAUAUUCCAGGACAUUUAACCAGAAUUGGAUAUACUGACUAAUUGAAUUUUUUAUGUCAUCUUUGUUUAAACUUCACUUCAAUGAGUGCAGGUGUGACUGUUGACAGAUGAAGAUUGAUGUCAGAAGAUAUGUCUAGAUGGUGCAGCAAGCUGGAAGCGUAAUGUCCGCUACCUGUUCUGAUUUUACCCAGAAUGCAUGGCGGAAAGAUCUGUGUACAAACUGUCAGCGGUCAAGGGCAGAACAUUCACGAGCAGCAGUGAAAGAAAAUUCUCCAGUUCCUAAAAAACGCACUUCUGUAAUCAUUAAAACAUUUGGUAGCAGUGAGUCAGAAAAUCUAAAAAAUUUAAAAAGCAGUUUGAAGAGUUCUUUAAAGGGAAAUAAUUCACAUGUCAAGCAUGCAAAUGUUAAGUUUGUGAGUGAUUUUCCAGAUGUGAUUGGACACGACGGUGGGAUAGUAAACUUAUACUCAGACGACGAAAACGAAAGUGUUUCAGAUUCCGACUCGGUUGUAGAAGAAUUAUCAUUUACGGAGGAGGAACGUUCUUUUGUGUUACAAGCUUUAGAAAAUACAAUUUGGAAUUCUGAAGUUGAUAAUUUAAACAGUGAAAAAAAUAAACCGGUCAAAACUCAACAAAAUUCCAGUAGAGAAUUUGAAGAUAUAAAAAUUUUGUCUUUAUGGAAAGCUGAUAGAUUUAAGGAUUUAAAGGACUGUGAUGCUAUCAUACCAAAACGAUACGGAACAUUUCCUUUAAGGUCAAAGUCCAAGAAAAAUUACAUCGACAGUGUUUUUAGUGACGAUUAUUUAUCAUCAAACAUGACACGGACUAAAAUAAGUUCAGUGUCUUCCAUAGGGUCAGAUAAUGAAAAACAUGAUAGUGACAAUGAACCAUCGUCUCCAUAUAAACUUUUAGAUAUCAAUGAGAUCUUAUAUUCUAAAUUUGAGGAUGUUCAAACUCCAUCAAAGGGAGAUAAUGAUGAUAAUUCUCCAAUGGAAAAUGAUGAUGAAUUUGAUCCAGAUGAGGAUUUCUUUGAUGGGUUUUUGGAUGAUUUAGAUUUAGAUUCGUCGUCUGCUGGUAUGCAACUUGUUGACAUGUUAAAUGGCGUACUUGCUAAGUAUAGUGAUAGCGAUUCUUUUCGUGGAAUAGAAGAUCACGAGAUUUAUUCAGACUUACCGAUUAAAUUGUCAAGAGAUAAGAAUAGUUCUGGACCACCAACAUUACGAGCUGAAGAUAUAAAAGCACUCAAAGGAAGCAUUAAGUCUACUAAAGAGUUUAAUGCUACUCUUGCAAAUAUUAUAAAAAAGCAGAAGAAAAAACCAGCACCAAAACCUCCAACUUCACCUCCACCACCACCUGUUCAUGCUAACCAAUCAAAAACUUCACCAGUUCAAACUGACCAAUCAAAAACCUCACCAGUUCAAACUGACCAAUCAAAAACAUUACCAUUGCAAAACAACAAAACAAAAAUUGAUAGGCAGAACUCUGAUAGCUCUUUGAAAAAGAGUUCCUCUUCAGACCAAAAUCUGAAAGAACCAAAGUUUGGUAUGGUGACCGUUGGUAAAUCUAUCAUUGAUCACGGUCAAGAGAAACCGUUAUCCCCAAAACGGUCUGCAAAUGUUUUUGAGGAACCAGAACAACCAGCAAAAGCAAAACCAGAAAACAAACCGAAGAGAGGAAUUUCAGGAUUCUUCAGAAACAUUCUUAAACGAGGCAAAGAUUCUGUGGAUCAGUCAGAUCAGAUAAACAGUGAUUCAAAUUUAUCAAAAUCAUCAGAAGUUUCAAAUACAUCAUCUUCAUCUGGUGAAAGUUAUCCUGUAACAGGAAGUGAUGAAGGUAAAUUAGGAAGUAGUAAUGAACAGACAAAAAGUAGUCCUGAAGAGAAACAAUCUGAAAGUGUACCAAAAGCUGAUAAAGUUAAAUCUACUCCACAGAAGCCUGUACCAACCAAUCCACGUGGACCAAGAACUAGCAUUAUAAUGUACAUGUCUGAGUCUUUUAGUGAGAGAAAAGAGGAACAAGAAGAGAAAGAUAUUAUAAACGGAAAAGAUUCUCCAAAAACUGAUAAAAAAGAAUUAAAAACUGUAUCUGAACAAUCAACAGAUGUAAUUAAAGAGAAAAAGCUGAUCCUGAAGCCACAAACUGCUCCUCCCCCUAGACCUCAAACACGACCAAAACCACCGCCAAACCCUAACAAACCUACUGUUAGUCCUCAGUUGUCUUAUGAUGGAAAAGGUUCUCCAAGACAAAGUAGAAAGACCAGUGAAAGUAGCUUAAGUAAUUUAGAAGAGAGUCCAAAGCAUGGUGAGGACAAUGGAGUGGUUAGACGAAGAGCAAAAAGUCCCAAAAGAAGUACAGCGCCCUCUAGGCCUGCUGUUAUACCUGUCCCAGGACCAGAUACUAAACAUUCAUUAUUUACAAAAGAACUGGAAAUGAGGCUGAGUAAGAAUACAGAUCAGACAAAAGUUAGUGUGUCACCUAAGAGUAGCCUUGAUGGUACACUGCCAAAAAAUACACAAGAACAGAAAAAAGUGACAAAAAACAAUACUGACAUUAUUUCUCCAAAACCUCUCUCUAGAAGCUCUUCUGAAAGUGCAUCACCAAAGAAUACAAUAGAUCGUAAAUCUUCUCUUGGUCCUCCACCACCAUCGCCAAUGGCAACAUCAACAACAUCAUUAAAAGACAAUAAUUCAUUAGGUAAAGAUCGUAAAUCUACAUUGGGUGCUCCUCCCCCAUCACCAAUGACGACAUCAGCGACAUCCAUUAAGGAGGAACCUUCCUCAAAAGGUCAUAAGUCAACAUUAUGUCAACCUCAAACAUCACCUAUGACAUUAUCAAUGUGUUCAAUGAAGGAUGAAACAAAGGAAGUUAUUUCUGAAAGCAGGGGAGAUCACUCUGAUACCAGUCAACAGGAAGUAAAACAAGUAGAGAAAAUAGAAUUGCCAAAUAAAGCUCAGAGUCGGCGAAGUUUUCUCGGAAAAUUAAACAGAAAAUCAAAAGCUCCUUCCAGGCCACAGUCUAGUGUAAAAAGAACUAAAUCUAUCAGUGAUUCACAAGGCAGUGAUUUACAGCCAAGAAAAAUAGACCUCUCUGAUAUAUCAGGACCUGUGAUGGUCACAGAUCCUUGUGGAAAUACUUUUCCUGUCAGUCGGAGGAACACCAUCACCAUCGGAGAGGAUCCUUCUAUGGUCUCAGGUGGUUCAACAUCAUCUGGAUCAACCAAUGACAAAUAUGAUGAAUGGCCUGACUUCUCUCCCCUUGGAUCCUUGGAUAACCUUUAUGAACCUAUUGUGCCAAAAGAAGCUCCACCCCCACCACCAGGGAAGGGAGAUAACUCUGAUAUUAAGACUAAUACAUAUGAUCCCUUGUCUGAUAAAUUUGUGGAUUUACCUGUCAGUUCUGAAGGAUAUUUAGAACCAGUUCGGACUAAUCCUUCCCAGGAUUCCUCAAAAACAGGAAGUAAAGAUGUGACUAAAAAUAACUACAAAGAUAAGUCUUCCAAGAUUGAGAACAGAAAUGUUAUUUUAGCCUCUCAGCCAAUUUAUGAGGAAAUCAACGGUAAUGAUGAUGAAAGAGAUGAAUUUGAUGAAGAUUUAGACGCAGAAUCGAUGAAAACUGAUGUCACUGAAUUACAAAAUUACAUUUCACGAAAUAUAACAGUGUCACCAUCCUCUUCAUUUACCGAGUCUGACACGUCGUCAGCAUCUGGAUCAUUAAACCGUCCAAGACCUCUACCACGUAAACGACCAAAACCUAUUGAUAGUUCCGUGUUUGAACAACCAUACAUAGCUAUGAAUAGACCAUCUAUUGGAAUGUCCCUUAACGAGUCACAGUUACGUGAGACUGUCAAUCUAUUGACGUCUGCUAAUCUACAGACACUACGGGAAAUAUACACACAUUAUGAAAAGGAAUUCAAGAAGGAUAAUGUGAAUUUAAACGUUACUGGUUCUGCAGGUCCUCUUAAAUGGAGAGAUUUUGAUAUCUAUGGAAAGCCAGUUCAUAGGUCAGAGAGGUGUAUCGUGUAUAAUGCCAAGUUACGGUCCAAUCAGUGUAGCUGUCAAUUAAUGCUGCUUCACUCCCGACCAGAUAUCAGUAUUGUAGAACACCCGAGCUUAUUACAUCCAAGUGUGAUAUUCUCUGACAUGGUCCCUCAUUCCUAUUUAACUGACGAUUUUAUCAAAACAAAUCAACUUUUACAGUACUCCAACAAACAACCUGAUUCAGCUAAAUGUUUUAUUGCUGCUGGACAGUUUGAUAUCACUGACAAUAUGAAUAAUCACUUAGCUUCCCUGGAGAAGAUUUACGAUUCUGCCACACCAUCGGAGGAACAUUUAGAGAUUUUAUUAUUUCAUGUCCUACAGAUCCUUAGUGCUAUUUCACACUGCUUAGAACACGGCUUCUCAUUAGGCGAGGCAAACUUCCGUGAUGUCUUUGUUCUUGCUCCUGGCAGUCGUUGCCAUGGGAACACAAUAGCAUUCUUGCCUCAUCAGAAACAACACGACAGUUCGCAAGUGGAGUCUAUAUGUGCGUACAUGGAAAAGUAUUUAGCCGAAAAUUUAAAUUACCGAGCUUAUUCAAAGGGAGGUAAAUUUCAUAUGGGCAUUUUUAAAAUCGGUAAAAUGUUACAAUACAGAAGAUUAGAGUCCCUUGCUCAGGUUAGGUGCUAUAUAGAAUUCUUGUUGUGGGGACCAAAAGAUACUUACUUUAAAAGUGAGAUGCAGCGAGAGAGCAAUAUAGAACCCAAACUAUCAAUAUGGUUAGAAACAGAACGGGCUAACCUUGUACAGUUCAUUGCUAAGGAGAGGAUCAUGGGAUUGAAAGAAUUGUAUUCACUAAAACAUUUUUAUCAGAUGAAGUUUUUACUGAAGGCUACUGCCUAUAUGUUGUCUGAAUGUGUACGUAAUCAUUUAUCAGAAUAAUAAUGAUGGUAUUUUGUAAUGCAUUUAAAAAGGCCACUCAUUAAAUAUCUGUCAUAAAUUAUCUUAAGUUUAACCUAUUUAAACAUGUGAAACGAGUUGUGUCAGAUAGAAAUCAUUGGAUACAUGUAAUACAAAUGAAGAUCAAAUACUUCUCGUAACCUAUUUUGAUUUUAAAAAAUCUCUUUCAAAAUUUUGUAAAUGAAAAAAGAGUUGUUAUACAUGUUAUAAGAACCCAAUAAGACAUACCAUUAUUUACUUUUAUUUCAUAAUUCCCUGUUCAACUUUAUUUGAACUUUAAAAAAAAAUCAAAGUCCUACACAUGUUUUUUCACUUGUACAUGUAUACAUGAACUUGCAUAAGGUUGAUUUUUAUCCGAUGCAGCUCAAACAUGACAAAUGAAAUGAUUAUCUACCAUUUCAUAUGUUUCAAUGUAACACUCUACACUUGUCUGAAUUAUAAGUAAUGUAUGACUUUGAUGACAAUAACAGUUUUAUUUACGUUGAAAAAAGUACAGUUAAAUGGUGCUCAUUUUAACAAUGUCUUUUACAUAUGUUUUAAAUGCGUACCAGUGUAAUUUCUUUAAAGAUUAAAUUUUUAUAUGAACAUGAUGUACCAGAAAACCAUUUUAAUUUUUUUAUUUCAUUGUAUUUUAAAAUUAUAUUUGGUACAAUCAUGACAAUUAACGUGACAGACAGGUCAAAUUUUACUGAAUAGAAUUGAGAAUGGAAAUGAGGAAUGUGUCAAAGACACAUUACAACCAGACCAAACAGCAGAAAACAGCCGCUAACUAAUCUCCAACACAGCAAGAAGAUCCUGCACAAGGAGCAUGAAAACUAACAUAGUUUAAAAUAUUUUUUUCAAAACUUUAAAAAUAAGAUUGAGUUUCAAUUCAAAAUCAAAAGGUUAUAGUUAUUUACUGUUUUAAAAGUAUUAGCCAGCAUUAGACUCAAGAUAAACCUCUGCCAUGAUAGAUAUUCUUAUUAAGAUCUAGUCAAAUACACUACAGCCAAAGUGGAUGAUGCUUUCUUUACCUGUCCACUGUGGAGAGCCAACUUAUAUCCAUAUCCACUCAAUUUAAAAAAGAUUUAAUAAAAAUUCAUACGAUCGCUUUAAAAAAAAAAUCAAAGUGAUUUUUAUGCUCAAUUCUUUAAUUAUAAUAAAAGAUCAAUUAUUUUGUUUAUUCUUGCCACUUGGACAUGUUGGAGUUCAUCAUGUUUAUCUGUUUUAACUCUUUCCAACCUCAAUUAUCAAAAAUAUAGAAGUGGCAUAUCAUCUUAAAAUGGUGGACACAAUGGAUGAGUGGAAGGACAAAUCCAUGCUGGUUGUAGUGUAUAUUGGUAACAACCUCAAUUUUAAUCUUAUUUGUUUUUAUUUAUAGCUUGGAGAAUAAUUUUUGUAACCGUCAAAUUUGCUGAUUUUAUUUUUGCAUAAAACUGACUUGUAUUCAUUCAUUUCAACAUCAGAAUUAUAUUUUAUUAUACAGUCAUGACAGUACGCCUACUUUUUAUAUUCCAGUUUUUUUCUGCUAAAUUUUAUUUUUAUAUUCUUUUUUAUUUUCUGUAAUUUUUUUUAUUAUAUGGAUAUAUAUAUAGAUGGAAUCUAUUAUAUGGAUCCAGUCACAAGAUUUAUAAACUACAUACACAUCAUAAGAAAGGCAGAAAUUUAAUUAAGAUAAGUAAACGGAUUGUACACAUGGUAUAUUGGUAGAGGCCCCAUGGUAUUGUAUCGCAGGUUUUUUCACGGGUGUAAAAUUGGUGGAAUUUAUUUUAGCAAUUUUGAUCUAUCCCCGAAAAUAACCGAAAAUUUACACCUGUGUAAAAUUCAUGAUUUAUCAAUGUAUUUUAAGCUUUUACCUAAAACAGAUUGGAAAUCCUCCAUGUAACAUAGAAGCUUAGAAUCGAUUUAUGAAAAUGAUGGACACAAACAUACUGAUGAUUUUAAGAGUUGUUCCCCUUAGUCAAGGUCUACCACCUUAAAUAAAUCAAGGUAAUUUGAUAAUCUCAAAAUUCAAUUGCCAUGAAUUGGUCUUUAGCUUAACAUGCUUAACAUAUAUCAUAAAAUAAAUUAUCCACUAAAUUAAGUUCUUACUGUUCACUCUAACCUCAAUUAUGAAGUCUUCAUGGGUGUUGUAAUGUUCUAUAUAGAUAUUUAGUACCGGUGUUAGUUGUUAUGUAUUAUUAUGUGUCUAUCACAUAUAUGAUGCCACCAUUAUAGUGAUUUGUUGCACUUUGUUUUGGUUUCAUUGGAAAUUUCAUAGAAUAAUCAGGACCUUAAUUGUUGGACAAUAUAUAGAAAUCACUAGCUAUAGCAUGUCCAGUUGUGAUGGACAAGGGUCUAAAUAAUUCAUCUACAGUGAUAAAUAGUUUGUCAGAUUGUAAGUAAAUACCUCACAUGUGAUAAACAGCUUGUCAGAUUGUAAGUAAAUACCUCACAUGUGAUAAACAGCUUGUCAGAUUGUAAGUAAAUACCUCACAUGUGGUCAAAUGUGUUCAAUUUACAUUUUAAGUGACAUCCAUUGCCAGUUUUCCUUCCAAAGUCCCAAAACUUAACAGUAUGUUAUCUGAUCAAUGUUUGUUUAAGAUUUAUUUAUUUUUUCAAAAUGUACUCCUAAAGGAUGGAAAAAACAAAAUCUUGGUUGUGAAAUUUACUUGUGAAAAACAAUCUGAAUAAUUAGAUUUCUUAAUUUAAAUUCUAAUGUUCUUAGUACGACACAUAUGGGCAUGUUAAUUUCAAAGUUCAAUCAAACAAAAAGGUUGAGGGGUUACUCAUGAAACUAAAAGGUAUUUACAUCUGUAAGUGUGAAAUGCACCUGUAAUAUAAUACCACACUGGGUUGGAAUGAAAAGUGUUCAAAGGGAGAUAACUCACAUUACAAAUGCUGAAAUCCAGGUUUUAUUCCUCCCCCCCUUUGUGAAAGAAUUUUGUUCUUCAGAAAUUAAAACCAAUAAAUUUAUCUUAUACAUAUUUAACAACACUGGCGGAUCUAGAAAUUUUCAUUAGUGGGGGCCCACUGACUGCCCUUUUUUGAAAGACUUUUGUUUCUCAGAAAUUAAAAUCAAUACAUAUAUCUAAUUAUACAUGUGUAACAAUGUUAUUAAUAAACUAGGUUUAAUGUUUUAUUUAUGUACACACUUUUUAUGACAAAUCACAUCAUGUAUAAUUAUGUGCAAUAUAUAUUGUUUAUUUUAUUUAUUAUCAAUGUUUAAUAUUGAAUGAUAAAUUUUAAGCUGUGUGCAUGUUUGGUAAGACUUUUUAUAUGGUUAUGAAAAUGUAUCUAUGGUAACAUUUAUCUUAUAUUUUGUUAAAAACACUUCUUAAUAAUGAUAAAUUAGGCAGAUUAUUUUUAGACUGAUUUGUUUUCGAUUUGUCUUCAUUAUAAUUAUUAAUCUAAUAUUUUUUUUUUAAUCAAGUUCAAGUUUUAACAUAAUAUUUCUUUUAAAGAGUAAGAAAAUAAAGUGUUUUUUAUGCCCUAUUUAUUGGCGAUAUGUUUUCUGGUCUGUGCUCUCUUCCAAUGCCGUCUGUUCGUCUUUCGUUUAUAUGGCAUAAAUGAGAAGAGGAUAUAUCUGACAGCUAUUUUCCAUACAUGACUACAAUUUAAAAAAAAGGCUAAAAAUAGGAAUUUAAGAAAUGGAGUUAAAAACCUAAACAUGUGAAUGAAGGUCAUUCAAGUGACAUUUUGUAAUGAAGGUUACUUGAGCUACAUUUUGUAAUGAAGGUCAUUUGUGUUACAUUUUGUAAUGAAGGUUAUUUGAGUUCAUUUUGUAUUGAAGUCAAUUGUAUGUACAUUGAACUAACUAGGAGAAUUAUGACAGAAGUUUUAUUCUGCUGUGUAAUUGCUUAAUAAUGUAGUCCAAUUAAUGUGUGCUAUAAUUUAUUUAUAUGUUAAACUAUGCAUUGAAAUAAACCAAUGGUAUUAGA
This is a messenger RNA of Mytilus trossulus (common blue mussel), 9364 nucleotides long. RefSeq lists its product as uncharacterized. Lineage: Eukaryota; Metazoa; Mollusca; Bivalvia; Mytilida; Mytilidae. The record is from RefSeq and is a predicted model, not a curated record. The transcript is spliced from 10 exons. The coding region runs from base 669 to 5447 and encodes 1592 amino acids.